AUGUCCUACACAGGCCCUUCCGAGCCUCGGAAGAACGAGUCGAGUGAUCUCGAGAGACAGGAGCUCGACAAGACUCAAGCGCCGGGGCCAUCUUCCCAUGGAAAGCAUGCACUCUGGAAGAGCCUGGUAUGGUACCAGAGACUUAUCGACGCUGGCAUCGAGGAAAACGGCAUCAAACCUGUGCCAAUCGAGCGUCGUACCAGCACCCAGUACAGCCACCUAUUCACAGUCUUUUUCACUUGUCUCCUGUGCCUAUUACCCCUUCCUACCGGCAUCUUGGCCACCCUGGGCUUCGGCAUGAGCUUGAGAGAUGCCUCGCUGGUCAUCUUGUUCUUCAGCAUGCUCACAUGCAUUCCGCCAGCCUUCAUGGGCAUCGCUGGCAUGGACACGGGCUUGAGACAGUUAGUACUGGCCAGGUACUCGUUCGGGCGGUACCUCGUCACCAUCCCUCUCCUCCUGAACGCUGCCACUGUGACCGGGUUUUCCCUCGUCUCGGCCGUUGUUGGCGGCCAGGCCAUUGCGUCUCUUAACCCAGACAAAGUCAGCAUCAAUGUCGGCAUCGUCAUCACCUGCCUGGUUUCCUUUGCCGUCUCUUUGCUGGGAUUCAAUGCGGUGCACUUCUGGGAGCGCUGGACAUGGAUCCCCAAUUUGAUUGCCAUCAUCAUUGCCGUCGGCUGCGGGGGUAAGAAUUUGUACUUGCAGACCGAAGUCGAGCCGGCAACUGCUUCCCAGGUACUGUCUUAUGGCAGCCUGAUCGCGGGCUACUUCAUCACCUUUGGCGGUACCGUGUCGGACUAUUCAACCUACCACAACCCCACGGGUGUAUCUAAGGUCAAGGUCUUCCUCUACUUAUAUUCGGGCUUUUUAUUGCCUUCGGUGCCGCUUCUGAUUCUGGGUGCUGCCAUUGGCGGGGCCAUUCCCAAUGUCGAGUCUUGGGCCGCAGCCUAUGAAGCCACAGGAGUAGGCGGCGUUAUGCAUGAAAUGCUAACGCCGGCGGGGGGCUUUGGCGAAUUCAUCGUCGUGAUGCUAGCCCUGAGCGUGAUCGGUAGCAUUGCUAUAUCCAUGUACAGCGUGUCCCUAAACCUCCAGAUGCUCUUACCGCCUUUCGCCAAGGUUCACCGGUUUGUGUUCAUCAUAAUUACGAUGGCCAUCAUGAUUCCCUUUGCCAUCCGGGCUGCCGAGCAGUGGGAGGAGAGUUUGAUCAAUUUCCUCGCCGUCAUCGGGUACUGGGCGGGCUGCUUCGAUGCCGUGAUCAUCAUGGAGAUGGUUGUGUUCCGCCGAAUGGACUUCACAACAUACGACCAUGCCAUCUGGAACGUUGCGCGCAAACUGCCGCCGGGGAUCGCGGCUCUGGGGGCCUCCCUUGUCAGUAUGGCGCUGGUUGUUCCCGGCAUGGCUGAGCCGUGGUACACAGGCCCUAUUGCUGAGACGACGGGCGACAUUGGCUUUGAGAUGGCCAUUGCCGUGACGGCCCUAUUCUACCUCCCUUUCCGAUGGCUUGAGAUUAAAUGGCGAGGUCAUCUGUGA
Molecule: messenger RNA, 1527 nt
Organism: Lasiosphaeria miniovina
Lineage: Eukaryota; Fungi; Ascomycota; Sordariomycetes; Sordariales; Lasiosphaeriaceae
Product: permease for cytosine/purines, uracil, thiamine, allantoin-domain-containing protein
Exons: 5
Coding region: 1-1527 (508 amino acids)
Biological process (GO): transmembrane transport
Cellular component (GO): plasma membrane
Molecular function (GO): transmembrane transporter activity
Source: RefSeq, a predicted model, not a curated record